UUGAGGUGAACUACGAACUUCAGUGGCCACAUCAGCAGUCUUAGGUCAACCCUUGUAUACCAGUGAUAUUCAUUGCAUAAUCGUUUUCGUUGGAGAAAUAAUAAUCAUGAACAGAACCAAGAUCUCUCCACAAAUAUUGGCGGCCGUAACAAGCUCUCUGAUCCUGGUAUCAGUCGGGUUUCACACCGGGUGGACAUCUCCAUCUUUGGCCAAACUGAGUGCCGAGGACUCGCACAUCGAGAUCACAUCUGACCAAGGGUCAUGGAUCGCUAGUUUUAUGUCGGUCGGUAGCAUCUUUGGUUCAAUCGUUGGCGUUCCGAUAGUGGACAGAUGGGGUAGAAAAAUGUCGCUUCUUCUGACGUCGGCGCCCUUGUUUAUCGCAUGUCUGCUGAUUGCUUUUGCAACGAAUUACUUGUGGCUAUAUGCCGCUCGGUUCAUCGCUGGUUUUGGCCUCGGGAUAAUCUUCACAGCUAUUCCUAUGUACAUGGGCGAGAUUGCCGAGGACAGGUUGCGCGGGGGUUUUGGAAUUCUGAUAACCGUCAUGCAGAAUACCGGCUCCCUCGUGCCGUACGCGAUUGGACCCUGGGUCAGCAUAACCACCCUAGCAGCAGCGGGAGCUGUUAUCCCGAUUCUGUACGUCGUGACUUUUGUCUGGAUACCCGAGUCUCCGUACUACUAUGCCAUAAAAAAUAGCCCGUUCAGAACCGAAAAGAGUUUGAUUUGGUUGAGAGGGACCUCCGACAUUCUCGAGGAAGCCAGAAAUAUUGAAAAAAACGUUUCCAUCGAGGGUAACAGCCUGGGAACCAUGCUGGAACUCUUCACGGUCAGGAGCAACCGAAAGGCUAUGGCUAUCGUCAUUGGGUUGCUGACUUUCCAACAGUUUUCUGGCCAAGCAGCAAUAUUGGCCUACUCAACCAUCAUCUUUGAUGAAGUUGAUUCCGGAAUCAGUUCCAGCAUCUCCGUCAUCAUAACGGGGGUCGUGCAACUUGUGUUUGGCGUUUUGGUCAUCUUUGUAACGGACAAAGCAGGGAGAAAACCAUUGCUGUGCACCUCCAUGGCUCUCUGCUCGGUUUUCUUAUUGGCUGAGGCCGUGUACUUUCAACUUCGAACGGUCGGUUCUGACCUCACGGGAGUUUCAUGGCUUCCGGUUGUAGCAAUGGUUGGCUAUUUAAUCGGCUACGCAAUUGGAUUAGGAACCGUUCCGAUGGCGAUGACCACAGAAAUUUUUCCGUGCGAGAUUAAGGCCUUCGCAAUCACUAUCGGUGCCAUCUACCUCUGUGUGGCGGGCAUCUGCGUUACAAAAUUCUACCAAGCCAUAAUGGAUUCUUAUGGUAUACACGUAGCGUUUUACGCUUUCGCAGCUUGGUCUGCUUUAGGUAUAAUUUUCACGGUGCUAGUGAUUCCUGAAACAAAAGGACGCUCGCUUAGAGAAAUUCAAGAUCAACUUCGUGGAUCAUCUAAAUCAGUCCGCCUCUAGAUCGUCUUUCUGACUCUCUCUCUCUCUCUCUUUUUGUCUGGUACGAACAGUUAAUAGGAGAGCUGUUUACACCGAUGGACUUCACGUCACUAUAUUAAUUCUACUUCAUGUAACAUAUUGAUUCCUUCCAAUUUCGAGGAAAUGAUAAAAGUGAUAUUGUGUCAUAUCGUGGUUUCAGAAAUGUUCAAUUCUUGCGAUAUUGUGAUUAUAUAAAUUCUCGCAGUAUUUCUGGUAAAUUUUAUGUUUUACCCAACUUUAUGAUACUCAAAUGAAUUCGCGAUGCGUGGUAUACGGUGUUGUGGAAAACGCACUGUGCCACAUCUAAAAAACCAUCUCAUAUAUCUUAAAUUUAGGAAAUAUGAAAGACUUUCUAUAAAUUAAGUUAAGUGACCUGCCAUGGUUCUGUAACUGACGGUAAUUGAUUAAGUAGCCGUACGUGUAUCGAAUAAAAUUUUUUUUAAAUAAGUCUUGCAUUAAACGUUG
Molecule: messenger RNA, 1960 nt
Organism: Diprion similis
Lineage: Eukaryota; Metazoa; Arthropoda; Insecta; Hymenoptera; Diprionidae
Product: facilitated trehalose transporter Tret1-2 homolog
Exons: 5
Coding region: 107-1477 (456 amino acids)
Biological process (GO): transmembrane transport
Cellular component (GO): membrane
Molecular function (GO): transmembrane transporter activity
Source: RefSeq, a predicted model, not a curated record